UAAUUACACCAUUUCCUAAUAAUGUAAUAGAAGGCCGGGUAGAUUCAAAAUACUCAUCCUUUUUCAUUACAUACUCCAUAUGUUAUUAGUAUGGGAAUGGACAUGAUAAUCCAAUUAGGGGUUCUACUGUUCACAAUCGGAAUAUUCUACGCCAUGUACAAUCUUCCCAGGCGAGCUUUCACCCGAACCCGGUUAAGAGACCGCUCCAACAACCAGGCUCACCAGCAUUUCAUUCUGGGCGCCCAACUACUAUCCAAAGCCCGAUCCUCCCGGAGCAAGUCCGCCUCAUUCAAGCUCGCCAAGGCCGCCGCCGGCGAGGCUGACAAAGUACUUACGCUCGACCCCAGGGACCCCGCCGCGCACAUCCUAAAGGCCCUUGUACUGGACCUAAUGGGCCACAAGGCCGCCGCGCUGAAAUCUCUGGACACGGCGCUUUCUCCGCCGUCCGUAAGGGAGCUGUCGGAUCGGGAAAGAGGGGACGCUCUGUUCAAGCGGGCGGAGUUGCAGGUGGCGCUUAAUCGGAGGAGACGAGCGAGCUCUGCGGUGGCGGAUCUCGAGCAGGCCGUGAAGCUGAGCGCGGACAAUGCCGGCGCUUACUGUCUAUUGGGCCGCUGUUAUGAGAUGGAGGGCCUGAAGGAGGAGGCUGAGAAGUCGUUCCGAAGUGCGUUGAGGAUCGAACCGGAGUUGGCUGCAGCCCAUGAAGGGUUGGGUCGCUUACGCCCAUAAUGUUUUUGUGGGCUUAGAUAGAUUGUUAGUUGAGACUUGAGAAGAUGACAGUUCAGCCAUUUUCAUUUUCACCAUCACAUAUCUGUAUUUUGAAGUACAUUUUCCCUGUUUUGUAAUUAUACAGAGUACUACCUCCGUAACGUAAAUAUCUUCUCACUUUCCUUUUUUGGACGUAAC
Molecule: messenger RNA, 903 nt
Organism: Cuscuta epithymum
Lineage: Eukaryota; Viridiplantae; Streptophyta; Magnoliopsida; Solanales; Convolvulaceae
Source: the annotation of a GenBank genome assembly